AUGGCCCUGGGCUCGCUGGUCUUCUUGGUGAGCGGGCUGGCCGUGCUGGGCUACGCCGCGGCCCUCAGCGCCCAGCCCACCUACCAGGGGGUCGUCCGGGCAGUGUGUGGGGCUGCGGUGGGAAAGCUCUGCGAGGUCUGCUUCCUCCUCAACCUCUUCAUGAUCUCUGUGGCCCUCCUCAGGGUGGUGGGUGACCAGCUGGAGAAACGUGAGUUCAUCCUGGGCACGCUGGCCGCCUGCUACCUCACCCUGGUCAUUGUCCUGAAGUACCACCUGCAGGCAGAGAGCCUGGGCUCGCCCGAGCCCCCCCAGCCCUCCAGGGCCUCCUCCUGGGCCUCCAUCUUCAGCGUCAUCCCCACCAUCUGCUUCGGCUUCCAGUGCCACGAGGCCUGCGUGGCCAUCUACAGCAGCAUGCGCAACCAGAGCUUCUCCCACUGGGUCGCCGUCUCCGUGCUCUCCAUGCUCAUCUGCCUGCUCAUCUACUCUCUCACUGCCCGCUUGCUCUUUGGCAUCUCCAUCGUCACCAUCUACCCCAUCGUGGUGCUGCUGGGCAGGUCGGUGGUGCGGGACAUGUGGGAGACCCCCAAGCGUGGGACCACAACGGUGCCCGAGGUGCAUGAGCGGCGGAGCCGGGUGGCGCUGACGGUGGCCUGGAUGGCCACCACGCUCGCCAUCGCCCUCUUUGUCCCCGACAUCGGCAAGGUCAUCGAGCUCAUCGGGGGCAUCAGCGCCUUCUUCAUCUUCAUCUUCCCAGGGCUGUGCCUGGUGUGCAUGACCGGGACCCGCACCCUUGGGCCACGCAAAAA
Molecule: messenger RNA, 806 nt
Organism: Charadrius vociferus (killdeer)
Lineage: Eukaryota; Metazoa; Chordata; Aves; Charadriiformes; Charadriidae
Gene: SLC38A8
Product: solute carrier family 38, member 8
Exons: 8
Biological process (GO): amino acid transmembrane transport
Molecular function (GO): amino acid transmembrane transporter activity
Source: RefSeq, a predicted model, not a curated record